AUGGCCGAAUCAAGCGAUUCUGGCGAACCUCUUCCUCGACCGAACAGCUUCAACACCGGCACUGAACUCGUCUUACACACAGCUUAUUCUCGGUGUCUCGAUUUCGAAACGAAUGUCUUGGCCAAUCCUGCCGCCCUCCCACAAACGGGCAAGCUCUCACCCCUAAUUUGCGCUCGCCUUAUCGGGCGGCUGCUGCUCGAGGCACCGACUGACGACGGUCGCGCAAAUGUCGCCUCGGAGAUCGUGCGGUGUCAGGACGAUACCAAUCUCCAGAACAUGGCGAAUCUCUACAAGGACCACUUCAUCAGGUGCUUCUACAAAACAAACGGUCGCACUCCGGCACCUUCGUCUCAUCCAUCCGCACCAUCGUUUGACCUCAAAAAAGAUGAAAUUCGUGCCCUGUUGCUCGCAACUCCGUCUUCCCAUGACGUAGCCAAGGCGCAAGCCCUGGAACGUGACGGGUAUCGAUGCAUCAUUUCGAGACGGCUCGACUCCGGAUCUGUGUUUGCAGGGCUUGUUCUCGACGACGGGGUGAGUAUGGGAGUGGUCACCCAUUGUGCCCAUAUCUUCGAUAGAUCCACAAAUGAGAAUUUCGAUGAUUCCGCAAAGGAGCCCUAUGCAGCAUCUGUGCAUGCUAUACUGGAUCGGUACGGCGGUAUCAACUCCUUUCAGGAACUCAACGGCGCAAACAUACAUCGCCUUGAGAACAUCCUGACCUUAGAUACCAAUAUUCACACAUCCUUUGACCAACUGAAGCUCUGGCUGAAGAAAAUUCCUGAUGGUUCCAAUAGCAGCUACACCGUGGAGGCUCCGUCUUCCAGUCGAUUUCUUCUUAGGAUUCUUCCUAGCACUCAAGUCGACUUCACCACAUCUGACCCAGUAAAGCGCCCUCUGCCCGACCCUCGUUACCUCAAGCUCCACGCGGCUUGUGCCCGUGUCGCCCAUCUGUCAGGUGCAGCAGAGUACAUCGACCAGAUUUUGCGCGAGGAGGAAGUCACAAAGGUUUUGGCGGUCGAUGGGGGCUCGAGCGAGCUCUUAAACCACAUACUCAUGCAUCGUCUGGGUAUCACGGCUCAUUAG
Molecule: messenger RNA, 1080 nt
Organism: Stereum hirsutum FP-91666 SS1
Lineage: Eukaryota; Fungi; Basidiomycota; Agaricomycetes; Russulales; Stereaceae
Exons: 5
Coding region: 1-1080 (359 amino acids)
Source: RefSeq, a predicted model, not a curated record